Molecule: messenger RNA, 5412 nt
Organism: Patella vulgata (common limpet)
Lineage: Eukaryota; Metazoa; Mollusca; Gastropoda; Patellidae
Product: mesoderm induction early response protein 1
Exons: 10
Coding region: 128-1594 (488 amino acids)
Biological process (GO): negative regulation of transcription by RNA polymerase II
Cellular component (GO): nucleoplasm
Molecular function (GO): transcription corepressor activity; histone deacetylase binding
Source: RefSeq, a predicted model, not a curated record
UAUUAGUCUAUUUCAAUCAAUUAUUAUAGUGUUUUGUAGGCUAUGUGCGUGUCAGAAAAAUGGUUUUGUAACAAUUUAAGAAAAAGUUUUAAAUGAUACAGAUCGUGACUUUGAUCCGUCGGCUGAUAUGUUAGUUCAUGACUUUGAUGACGAACAAACUCUUGAAGAAGAAGAAAAUAUGAGUGGUGACAGUUGUUCAAACGAGCUCAAUGAUUUGGAAAAGGAGGGGGAGAUGCCAAUAGAAGAUUUAUUGGCUAUUUAUGGUUACAGUGAAAACCAAGACAAUCAGGAUAAUACACGUUCUAGUAGUGAAGAGGAGAUUCUCAGUAAUCAUGAUUUAACUUUAGAUAAAGAUGAAAUCGCUCGAGAUGUGUUAAAAAACAAUAGUGAUGACGAUGACAAAGAGACGACUGUUACUGAUUUAUUAGAAAGCGUGACGUCCUCCCACACUCCGCGUCUUCUUAGAUCUAAAGUUCCUCAUCGCAGUAGUGUACAUGAUGAUGAUGAUGUCACAGAUUCCGAAGAUGACGUUGAUUAUCAUCCAAUAGCUGAAGAAGAUUGGAAAAAGACUAUACAAGUUGGUGGAGAUUAUCAGGUUAAAGUACCAGAAGGUUUAUGUAAAUAUGGAGAUGCACCAGCCUAUGAAAAUGAAGAUAGAUUAUUAUGGGAUCCUAGUAAACUUGACGGUGAUAAAGAUAAUAUAAUUGAAACAUAUUUAAAAGAAGUGCAAAAGGAGAAUUUAGCCACAGCAACUGGUGUUAAUUCUAUACCAACAGGUGUACAUAUUAAAGAUGAUGAACAGGCUUUAUAUUUAUUAUUACAAUGCGGUCAUAACAUGGAUGAAGCUUUACGACGGAGAAAAAUGUCAGCCGUAGCAACAUCCGAUCCAAUGAGCUUAUGGUCAGAGGAAGAAUGUAGAAAUUUUGAAAAUGGCAUCAGAACUUACGGAAAAAACUUUUAUCUUAUUCAACAAAACAAGGUGAGAACGAGGUCGGUAGGUGAAUUAGUUCAGUUUUAUUAUUUGUGGAAGAAAACAGAAAGACAUGACGCCUUCGCUAAUAAAACCCGAUUAGAAAAAAGAAAAUAUGCAUUACAUCCUGGUGUAACAGAUUAUAUGGACCGUUUUCUAGAUGACAGUACACCACCCCCUAGAGAUAGGUCGGAUAGUCCUUCUUUAAGUAGUCUGGUUUACGGGGAAUUAAAACGAUCUCAUAUAAAACAAGAAAAUGAAACAAAGUCAGGUGGGGACGUAAACAUUCAUGUUACCGCGACGAUUACAGCAUCAACAAACUCAGACAAUUCAAUCUCCUCAUUAUCCCAUAAAAGGUCUCAAUCAAGUGAAACAUUUGUGAACGGUACUUUAGAAAACGUAAAUGUCAGUAGUGAACCUGUAGUUAAAAAAGUAAAAACUGAAUCCAAUGUUAGUGACUCAAAACAUUCGUUUCCUGUUUCGCCGGCUGAGCAUCCAGCUGAUAGUUUACCAGUCGAGGCCACCAUUGAAAAUAUAUCAGCCCCGAAUGUAGGUUCUCUUGAUCUCCUGGUUCCGGAAAACGUACUUAUUAAUAAAGCAACCCCCGAAACAAUAGCGCAGUGACGUGGUUAAACUGUUAUAUAAACUGUGCAAUAUACAUGCAUCUCGUCAUUAAGUACAGAAUCAAACAUAAGACUUGAGUGAUCAAAGCUGAAGAUUUGUUCAAAUACAGUUCCAGUAUUUCGUCAAUGUUAUAAUAGUGAAUAAUAUCCAAUCUUCCUCUAAAGGCCAGCGUUUUUUUGACAAUUUUUUGUCUGCAAAUUUGUGUUUUUAUUGCGCUUUUCUACAGGCUUAAAAAAACAAAACAAAUACCAUACCGGGUAGGUGAUAUGUUAGUAGCAUGGAAGAUGGACGAUGCAGCAUAGUGUGUGCAGAUGUUUAGAUUUCAUUAUUCGUAAUUAAAGUGAGUUAUUUAAUAAUACGGAUGUUAUUAGUUAACAAACUGUCAUCUUGCAUGAGUGUUCUGAUCCACUAUCAUAGUACCAGAAUACCAUGAUCCAUUUCAUCAUAGUUUUAGAAUGGUUCAGUUAUCUGCCAUUAAACAACAGAGUGAGUUUGUAUACUUAUUCUCAAUCACAAAGAAGUGCAGUGAGUUUGUAUACUUAUGCUCAAUCACGAAGAAGUGCAGCGAGUUUGUAUACUUAGUCUAAAUCACAAAGAAGUGCAGUGAGUUUGUAUACUUAUUCUUAAUCACCAAGAAGUGCAGUGAGUUUGUAUACUUAUUCUCAAUCACGAAGAAGUGCAGUGAGUUGGUAUACUUAGUCUAAAUCACGAAGAAGUGAUAUUAAUAAUAUUACAAAACUGACACAGUUAUAUGGGACAACAAUCACUGGUUUAUUAUACACAAGCACAACGUUUCGAUAAGUAUUCUCUUAUCGUUAUCAAGCUUAACGUUGUGCUUAUGUAUAAUAAACCAGUGAUUGUUGUCCCAUAUAACUGUGUCAGUUUUGUUAUGUUUCCAAUUGCUAAAUGCCACUAAAGGAUUAUAUUAAUAAUAUUAAUUGUUUAAGUUGAUGAAUACAAGAGAAAUAUGUAUAAAUGUAUAUUUUUGUUUGAAUUGUUAAGUUUUUGAAAUCAUAUUUUCUACUUUUAUUUUAUGCCUAUAAUUAAUGUGACAUUUCAUGAUGUAAAUCCAUAAUCAUUCAUAUUAUAUUGAACUUCAUUUAUACUUGGGGGUGUGAGUUGGGAUAUCAAAAUGAGUUGGAAGUCGCAAGUCUUUUAUUAUGUCAACUAAAACAUUAAAAUAGGCUAAAUAUAUAUUUUUAAUGAUAUAACACACAAAUGGUGGAAGUAGGGUUUUGACAAAUACAGCAAACUAAUUUUUUGUUUUAUUUUUAGCCUAUUUUGACAUUUUUGUUUAUCUAUUUUAAACGAUAAGUUGCAAUAUUCUUUAAAUGGCAUUUAGUAAUGUUGCAAUGUCCGACUCAAUUUGCUGUCGUGGGUCACAUACAUAGAUACAAGUGUAUCUACAAUGAUUAACUGCCAAUUAGAAGUGCAUGUACUAAGUAGAUAUUAAUAGUCCACUUUUCAAAAUGGAAGGGAUUGCUUUAUCAGUCAUAUUUUCUGGGUUUAUUCAAAUUAUUGCAUGCUAAAAUUUGGUUAUUUAGUAAAUUAAGUACCAAUAUAUUUUGUUCUGAGAUCAGUGAUGUUCCAUGGUGAGGAAUGGGGAGAUCGUGCUCCUCCAUCCCAACUCGAUACUUUUGAAAAGUUAGUUUCUUGUAAUUACAAUGUAGUUUAAAAUAUGUUGAGAAAACAAAAAGUGGAAAACAAAAUUGCCAUAGAUUUAUAGCCUGUUCAGACGCUUACGUUGAACUGAUUUAAAAACCCAGGGGAUUGUUAAACCAGUUUAACUUUGUUGCCUGAUCGGUUUGGCGUAAAAUAAAAACCUCAGCUCCAGCUCGCUUUGGGCAUGCGCAGUAUGCAGUAAGUAACAUUCCUGGGAAAAUGUCGGUCAGGCAGUGCGAGUGUUAUCGAAAGCGUGCAAGAACCGAAUAAAGAAUGUGAAACUACCCAUUAGUAUGUUCUUUAAAGUAUGUGUUUUGUUGUUACCCAUUAGUACUUAACACUAAAAUUCAACCGAAGAGGUCAGAAUAGUUGAACCGGUUUGGCUUAUAGUAUGUGUGAACAUAACUCGAUCCUGUCUUAAAAUCCCCGGUGAUUUUGAACUGGUUUAAAGAUAAGCGUCUGAAUGGUGUAUUAGUUGAUCGACAACAUUUCAGUCAGUUUUUAUCAAGUAAAAUAGAUCAUCUUGAGGAUAAAACCGCUCGGAAAUAAACAGUUGAAAUAUUCAGUAGAACGCACCUCGUCUGUUUCUAGUUCAAUUAUUAAAUUUAGUUUUGUUUUUUUGAAGUGUGUUUUGGACAGUAUUUACAGAUACAUGUGCUAGUCACUAUCUUUAGUCCUUUUUUCCGAAAACAUCUUAAUAUUUCAUGGUUUAACCCAUAUUCAUUAUUUAAGAAAACGGAACCAAGAUAUCAAUGAUACAUGUAGAUAAUUUCCUGCCUUAGAUUCCAUCAGGUUAUAAAAAUCCCAUCAAAAUAAUUAACCCAACACGUAUUGGGUUUCGAUUCUCUGCUUGUACCUGACAAGGAGUAGGGUCACCUGUUCAACCUUGUGGGUUUACUCCAGGUUCCCUGGUUUCCUCCCACUGCUAAAGACACCUACGUGCAAGUGAAUUAUUGAAAUAAAAUUAAACCAUAUGUAGUUCCGAAAUGACCCAGUUUGUGUCGAGUGGACAUUAAACCCCAUUUAUCUCUCUCACAGUAGAUUAGAUGUCAAAUUUUCAGUACAAACUGAAUGAAAUUAUACAAUUUUAAGACUGAUAUUCCGUUUAAAGUCCUUUUUUUGGAACCUUGUAAUUUGUAAUGGAUUAAAAAUAAAUGAUAAUGAAUGUUUGGUCCACUUCAAAAUUUCAAAUGGUCAUCAGCAACUUUAAGUCAAUUAGCCACAUAAUAGAUGUAUCUAUGUUGAAUUUAAAACAAACGCCACAGUUCUUUGGAAAACAAUUAAUAUAUUUUAAUAUUGAGCUACAUGUAUUAUUCUCUUGUCAUUUUCAAACACAAAAAUACUAAGGUACAUGUAGCUACAAUUAAAAUAUAGUAAUUUUUUUUCAAUAGAUCAUUAGAUUUGUUGUAUUUAUUUUAAUAAUAAUAAUCCAUCUUGUACAGCUCUGGUACAUUCAGUAAAACUGCUCAGUGGUGCACAGAUUAAUGUUUAAAAUCACUUAAAACACUCCUUAAAAUUUGAAAGUAGGAAUCGGUUUAAAAGGCAUAUUAAAAUAGUGUGUUUUGAGAUUCGUCUUAUAACUUGAGGCAGAAUAACUUUGUUUAAUGUAAAGUAGCAAUUUGUGUUUAAUUACUAAAUGAAAUGGUGUUUAAACCAUACAGGUUAUAUUUGAUGCUAUUCAUCUUGUAUAUUAUUUCAUCUGUGUACAUGUAUAUAGAAUAUCUAUUCAAUAUGAAAUCAUUGACAUAGUGCUUUUUUUUAGUUUUAUUUAGUUUAUUAAGAGUUUAUUUAGAGAGUAAGUUUCACAAUUGUACCAAAAGAAUAUUAAAAUUGUACAUUGUAUUUUUCUACUGUACAGUUGUUAAUACACAUUAGCGUAGUCUUUAGUUUAGUUCAGGUGUUUAUACAUGCAAGUCGGAAUAAAAUAGUUGUAGAAAUCGUAUUUACACGCAUACACUAAAAUCCAUAAAAUAUUCAUCUAUUUAAAUAUAUUUACUUACUUAUUGUCUCAAGUACAGGUCAGCAUUCUCUUUAUACUGCGGUCAAAUAAAAAUUAAAAUAUUACUUAAAAUUCAAAACAUUAAAUUUAUCCAUGUUUUGUUGUGAUUUGAAUCUGUCACAAAAAUCUAGUUAAAGAAAUAAACAAAGACAAAGAU